This is a messenger RNA of Acanthosepion pharaonis, 1164 nucleotides long. The record is from the annotation of a GenBank genome assembly. NCBI's taxonomy places the organism in Eukaryota, Metazoa, Mollusca, Cephalopoda, Sepiida, Sepiidae.
AUGUUUAACAGAGAAAAGCCUUUCUUUCCUUGUCUGUCUCUUUUAUCUUGGUCAUUUUUUUUCUUUCUUUUCGGUUUUUUUCCUUUUAUAUUUUCUUCCUUACUUCUUACCAACUACACUUUUUGCAACAUCUAUCUAUCUAUCUAUCUAUCUAUCUAUCUAUCUAUCUAUCUAUCUAUCUAUCUAUCUAUCUAUCAAACGAAAUUACUAAUAAACUCAUUCACACACUUUCGCCGCUCCUCGUUAUGUCUUUUCUCUCUUUCUCUCUUUCUCUCUCCUCGUUCUGUCUUUUUCUCUCUCUCUCCCCGAUCUCUCUUUUCUCUCUCUUUCUCCAAUUUGUCUCUCUCUCUCUCUCUCUCUCUCUCUCUCUCUCUCUCUCUCUCUCUAACUAGUGGUUGUUUUAUUUUGUUAUUUUUUCGUUUUUUUUUUCUUUUUGGUUUUUCUGUCUUCCUUUCUUAUUUUCUUUAUCCGAUUGGCUAUUUCUUUCAUUUUUACUUUUUCCUAUCAAUUUUUUCUUUUCAGUUUUUUUUCUUUUCUUUUUUCUGCGUUUCAUUUCUGCCUUUACCCUUCAACUUAUUUUCCUCCUUUUUUAUUCUUUUUCUUUAUCUUCCUCUUUUACCAUUCUUCUUCUUCUUCUUCUUCUUCUUCUUCUUCUUCUUCUUCUUCUUCUUCUUCUUCUUCUUUUUUUCUAUUUUCCCCUCUAGUUUCUUCUUUACAGCUUACGUUUUCCCCCUUUUCUUCGUCUAUUCAUUCCCCCAUGUGUUUCUUUUUCUUUCUGCUAUUCUUUCCCUCUUGUUUCUUCUUUUUUACCGCUUGUUUUUCCUCUUCUUCUUCUUCUUCUUCUUCUUCUUCUUCUUCUUCUUCUUCUUCUUCUUCUUCUUCUUCUUCUUCUUCUUCUAUUAUUUCGCUCUUGUGACUGGUCUUCUUCUUCUUUUAUUGUUUCCCUCUUGUCUUUGCUCUUCUUUUUCUUUUUCUCCUUCUAUUAUUUCCCACUUUGCUUUGGGGGAAGCGUUCGCUUCACCGUCACGAGAUAACCGCUCCCCACUAACCCCUAUCUCUCUCUCUCUCUCUCUCUCUCUCUUUCUCAUUUUUCUUUCUUUCUCUUCUUCAAGCAAUGUUUUGUCAUCUUUACCUUCCCUUCGAUUUUCCUCUCAACUCACAUAA